UGUAGUUGAGAUGAUGACGGUCGGACUAAUCCAGAAUUCGGUAACAUCAAAAUGCGUUUUGUGUUGCAGCUAAUUCGUUGGUGAAUCGACAGACACUACUGAAGCUUUUAUCGGCUUAGCCUGCCCGAGAGACUACCGGUGAAGAACUGACGCGAGGUAAGCCCUCCAAGUUUUUAUCGCCCACAAAAAAUCAGCAGCCCAGGCGUUUCGUGUUGCCGUGCGCUUCAUGAAGAUAAGAGGAAUGGUGAGCAGUUCUGUCCUGAACUCACUCCCAGACUCGAUUGAUUCAGACGGCUUUGCGGAAGAGGCAGGGCUAGCGGCGUGGUACACCGGUGAUGAGUACGGUAAUCGCACUAAUCUGACACGGGAGACUUUUCAGUGGCCCACCAUGGGGCCCGAUAGCAACGACGAUGCAGUCGGCCAACCGCCGGAGUGGGCUCUGGUUAUCGUGGCGGUGAUCUUCUCCAUCAUUGCCCUGACUGGGAUCCUCGGCAACGGGACGGUCAUUCGCAUCGUGUGGUCCAACAAAACCAUGAGAAACGUCCCGAACAUUUUCAUCGCAAGUCUGGCCCUGGCGGACUUGUUGGUUCUGGUCAGCUGCGUGCCCAUCACCGUGGCCAACUACUUACUUCCGGACUAUGUUUUCGGCGACAUCAUGUGUAAACUGAUGCCCUUCAUCCAGUUCACGUCCAUCGGGGUGUCCAUCUUCACGCUGACGGCCAUGAGUUACGACCGGUACCGAGCCAUCGUCAAGCCCAUGAGUCUCCAGGCUAACCACACGCUCAGACGUACCAACAUCCUGGCCGUUUCCAUCUGGAUAGGCAGCAUGUGUCUGGCCGUUCCGGACGUUGUCUUCUCCAAAGUCAUCACAAGAUUUAACGCCACCAGCCAUAACGAAACGUCUGUUUUCUACAUGCGCUCCUGUGUGCCGUUCCCGAUGGAGUACACACCGACGUACCCCCAAGCGAACGCGCUGGUACAGUUUACCUUGAUGUACUGUAUUCCUCUCAUCACUAUUGGAGUCUUCUACGUCCUGAUCGCCCGUCAUCUCAUCCUGUCGGCUCGGAACAUGCCCUGUAAGAACAUGUCCACGGUUCGACAACUAGAGGCACGCAAGAACGUCGCCAAGACCGUGCUGAUCCUCGUGGCCAUCUUCGCCCUGUGCUGGCUGCCCGUGCACAUCGUCAACCUGUGGCGUUGGUUUCCCUGGGGGGACUCUCCUCUCCCGCCCCCGCCCCUGGUGCAGUUCGCCGGGAUGGUGGUGUCCCAGGGACUCAUGUACUCCAACUCCUGCGUCAACCCCUUCGCGCUCUUCCUCCUGAGCAAGAGUUUCCGCACCCUCUUCAAACGGUACCUGCUGUGCUGCUGCACCACCGAGGCAGAGCGCAAGAGGCAGCUGGAGGAGAACGCGAUGAGGACGCUGAGAUAUACGGCCCUCCGUCGGACCGUCACCACCACCAACAACACGGGCAUGACACGAGCUGACACGUGCAUGUCAACCAUGACAGUCCUCUAGACA
Messenger RNA from Branchiostoma belcheri (Belcher's lancelet), 1519 nucleotides. RefSeq names its product gastrin-releasing peptide receptor-like. The transcript has a single exon. Gene Ontology annotation, biological process: G protein-coupled receptor signaling pathway. Gene Ontology annotation, cellular component: membrane. Gene Ontology annotation, molecular function: G protein-coupled peptide receptor activity. The record is from RefSeq and is a predicted model, not a curated record. Bases 227 to 1516 code for a protein of 429 amino acids. NCBI's taxonomy places the organism in Eukaryota, Metazoa, Chordata, Leptocardii, Amphioxiformes, Branchiostomatidae.